AUGCCGAAAACCAAAUCCGACGAAAGGGUGGAGGAUGCCAUUAUUCGUCGCAAGGCUAUUUUGACAAACCUGUCGGAUGUUGAGAGGUUUACAAAGGAAUUCAACGUUGAUCGAGACACAGGGCGCCUUCAAGUUCGACAAGAUUUAGUUGAUCGGAUCUACGACCAGUUUCAAAAGGCGCAAACCGUCAUCGAGAAGUGGGAUGGGCCAGACCGGCUUGAAAUGCGUUUGGCUGAGAGAUCGACCAUCGAGGAAAGGUUUUGUGAGGUGAAAGCAUUCCUGUUGAACAAUAUCCCGGAAAGGUUGAGCAGUUCUACAUCAGCAGAGCCGACCGCACCAACCAGCACAGCUAUGUUUCACCUACGCCUGCCCAAAAUAGAUUUGCCGAGGUUCGAUGGUGAUUUUUCGCGAUGGUUGUCGUUCCGAGACACGUUCAAGUCCAUGGUGCACUCGAACCCAGAUGUUCCAGCGGUUGCAAAGCUGCAGUACCUGCUUCAGAGUUUGGAAGGCGAAGCCAAGAAACCUUUCGAGUCCGUGAACGUUGAGGCUGACAACUAUCUUAUAACUUGGGACGCGUUGAUGAAGCGGUAUGAUAACCAGCGGUACCUGAAACGACAGCUCUUCAGGGCAAUGUACGACAUCCAGCCUUUAAGGAAAGAGUCUUCAAAGGAUCUUCAUACGUUGACUGAUGAUUUUGACCGCCAUGUGAAGGCCAUGGCUAAACUGGGUGAGCCGGUAGGUUACUGGGAUACUCCGCUAGUGAACCUACUGUGCUACAAGCUGGAUCCUACGACACUUCGAGCCUGGGAGGAAAAAACAAGCGACCUGAGAGACAUCACUUACCAAGAGUUGAUCGAUUUCCUGUAUUCUCGAGCGAUGAUGCUGAAGACCAUCGUCUCAGAAGAACAGCGCAACCUGCAAACUAUUCCAGCGAGGAUGACGGGAUCCCAACCGAAGAAGGCGUUCCGAUUAGUGGCCAAUCCUGUUGCGUCUGAUCCAAAACCCGAUUUACCCGUGUGUGUAGUUUGUUCGGAACGACACCAUCUAUUUCGCUGUAGGAAAUUCGCAAGUUUCUCUCCCUACAACCGACGGCAAGUUGUCACAUCCCAUCGUUUGUGUUGGAAUUGUUUCAAUUCCGGCCAUUUAUCACGAUCCUGUUCCUCCAGACACACUUGUCGUUUCUGCAAUGGAAAGCAUCAUUCUCUCCUCCAUGAUGCGAUCAAGACCACCAACUUCAAUUCGGUUCCGAAACCAACUUCGCUUUUGUCGAAUCCACCACUCCCAGCUCCACAACGUAGCACCGCUCCUCCAGAUUCAGAUCCGCAACCAUCUACUUCGAGCCAACAAGUUUGUAUGACUGUUCAGGCAACGAACAGUACAGUUUUGUUAGAAACGGUGAUGCUUUUGGUGGUUGACAGUACGGGGAAGGAAAUUCCGGCGCGGGCGCUGCUUGAUUCCGCUAGCAUGUGCAGCUUCAUGACGAAGAAGUUGGCCAACACUCUCGAUCUCCGCCGUUCUACCGUUGACAUUGCUGUUUCAGGGAUUGGUGAAUCAUCCAAGCAGAUCAAGCGCCAGUUAACAGCGAAGAUUCGCUCAACCGUAACAAACAAGAUUUCCCUCGGCAAUGAGAUGCCGACUUUAGUGGAGACUGUUUUUGGAUGGGCUGUAUCCGGAUCGGCUCCGAUAAAUUCCUCCGUAACACACCGGUUAUGCCAUCUUACGACCAUCGAUCGAGACCUAGAACAAUCCAUCGAAAGGUUCUGGGAACUCGAAUCUCUGUUGCCGUCCCAAGCUCUGUCAGCUGAAGAAAUAAAGUGUGAAGAAGUGUUCAGUGCUACCACCACUCGCGAUUCGUCCGGUCGUUUCGUAGUUAGAUUGCCACUCACUAGUGACCCCCUGGUACGUGUUGGUGAAUCAAGAUCCAUCGCCGAGCGCCGCUUCCAAAGUCUAGAGAGGAGACUUAAGCGAGAUCCUGCCACUCGAGAAGCCUACGUUUGUUUCAUGGCCGACUACGAACGUUUGGGCCACAUGAUCAAGUUGACUGAUCCAGUAGACGACUCUGUCCCCCACUGCUAUCUACCACAUCAUCCAGUCUUCAAGGAGUCAAGCACAAGCACCAAGGUCCGUGUUGUUUUUGACGCUUCGUGCAAGACAUCAACCGGCUACUCCAUCAACGAUAUGCAGUUGGUGGGACCUACUAUCCAGGACGAUCUACUGUCGAUCAUUAUGCGCUUCCGAACCCACCCAAUCGCACUCGUAGCCGACAUUGAAAAGAUGUACCGCCAAAUACAACUGCACCUGGACGACUUACCCCCAUUUUUGGCCACCCGCGCUUUACAACGCCUCGCUGAGGAUGAAGUCAGUCGUUUUCCUGUUGCCGCCCCAGUUUUUAAGAACGACUUCUACGUUGACGAUUGUUUGUCUGGUGCCGAAGAUGUCGAAUCCGCUGUUCAACUCCGCCGAGAAGCAUCCGCUCUAGCUGCUUCUGCCGGUUUACCACUCAAGAAAUGGGCAUCCAAUGUUCCUGAAGCGCUUCGUGGUAUUCCUCCAGAAGAUUUGGCCGUAUCCGCAAUCCACAGCCUGCAGGACGAUCAGGCUGUCUCUACGCUCGGACUAGUUUGGGAAACACGGUCUGACGUUCUACGUUUUCGAGUCCAAUUGCCUCUGCCAGCUCCAGUACUCACAAAGCGCAAGAUUAUGUCGUACAUCGCCCAGAUCUUCGAUCCACUUGGUUUGCGUUUGUGGGGACUUCGAACAGAGAACGGAGAAUCUUUCGAGUGGGAUCGCCCACUACCAGCGUCGUACCAGGCCGAUUGGAAGGAGUUCCAUAGCACGCUGGAUACCAUCGCCACGAUCCAAGUUCCUCGAUACGUGUCUUCCGCCAAUGCCACAUCCUUUCAGUUGCAUUUCUUUUCGGACGCGUCGGAGAAGGCCUACGGCAGCUGCUGCUACAUUCGGUCGGAAUGUGAUGGAGUCGUCCGUGUCGUAUUGCUGACAUCGAAGUCGAAGGUCGCCCCGCUGAAGAGCCACCAUAGCAUUGCCCGUUUGGAACUUUGUGGAGCCGUUCUGUCUGUCAGCCUAUCGGAGAAGGUCAACCGUGCUCUCAAGUUGCCUGCCGAAAUGUUCUUCUGGACUGAUUCCUCGACGGUUCUUCAGUGGCUACAAUCACCGCCCAAUCGCUGGAAGACAUUUGUGGCCAACCGAGUGUCUAAGAUCCAGAAUUCGACCGAUGUAGAUUUGUGGAUGCAUGUUCGCGGAGAAUCGAAUCCAGCCGAUGUUCUGUCCCGUGGAAUAAGUCCGCCUGAGCUCGUCAAUCAUCCGCUUUGGUGGACUGGAUCUCCAUGGCUCCAGUUACCGCCUUCGCAGUGGCCACGAACCGAGUUGUCAGCCUGCCAAACCAGUUCGACGAGUGAAAUGAGAGUUCCAGUUGCCGCGCUUCCAGCUGUCGUGAAGGAUGACGAGUUUGUAGAUCGUAUCUUCGGAAUGUACUCCAGUUACCAAAAACUCAGGCGCUCCAUCGCUCACUGCAUGCGAUACUUCCGCUUGUUGAAAGCAGCUGCACGGAAGACGAAAAUUGACCCAUUCCAAGCGCUUACCACCGCCGAUCUGCAAGAAGCAGAUUUGACACUGUGUCGUCUUGCCCAGAAACAGUGUUUUCCUGAGGAGUUAGCCACUCUAGCAUCGUCCGGUCGUCUUCCGUCUUCAUCGCAGUUGAAGUACAUCCGUACAAAACUAGAAUCAGAUGGAAUCAUUCGGAUUAGAGGAGUUCUGGCCAACGCAACCGUUCCGGAAGCUACGAAACAUCAAGUUGUUCUGCUCGCGAAACACCCACUUUCAAAACUGUUGGCGAAGUAUUAUCAUGGGAAUUUACUUCACGCCGGCCCACAACUAAUGCUCGCCACGAUCCGUCAAAAGUACUGGAUCAUUGGUGGACGCAAUCUAGUGCGCCGCACAUUCCAUGAGUGCCACAAAUGUUUCCGAUGCAGACCAAAGAUGAUCCAGCAAAGUAUCGCAGAUUUGCCUACGUCCCGUGUUGCGCCCCGAAGACCGUUUGCCGUUUCUGGUGUGGACUAUUGCGGACCAGUUUACAUCAAGUCUCUCGUCCGUAACCGAGGCCCAACGAAGGCAUACGUUUGCAUCUUCGUUUGCUUUACCACACGUGCCGUUCACAUCGAGUUGGUGUCUGAUCUCUCCACGCCGGCCUUCAUCGCUGCUCUUCGCCGAUUUUCUGCCCGCCGAAACUUUCCCCACGAGAUCCACAGCGACAAUGGCACUGCGUUCCGAGGUGCAAACAAUGAGUUGCACAGAAUUUACCAGAUGCUGAAAACCGAACACGGAGGACGCAAGAACAUCCUGGAUUGGUGUGCAGAAUCUGGAGUUGCGUGGCAUUUCAUACCACCUCGAUCGCCCCAUUUCGGAGGUCUAUGGGAAGCAGCAGUGAAAUCAGCGAAGCACCAUCUAUUGAGAGAAAUAGGCCACUCCAACAUUUCCUACGAAGACAUGACGACGUUACUAGCCGAGGUGGAGAUGUGUCUGAACUCCAGACCCUUGAUUCCGAUGCCAACCGAAUCCGACGAGUUAGAAGCCCUGACACCUGGACAUUUCCUUGUCGGUGAAAGCCUGCGAUCUCCACCCGAAGAAGACGUCGCAACUGUUCCGGACAAUCAACUGUCGCAUUGGAAGCUCACGCAGAAACGGUUCCAACGAAUCUGGCGUAGAUGGUACCCAGAAUAUCUGCAGCAGCUUCAAGCCCGAGCCACCAAGCACCGUAGACCAUCAACUGUAAUCCAGCCCAACCAAAUGGUGAUCAUCCAAGACGAUCUGCUUCCGCCAGCCCAAUGGCCACUAGGGAUCAUCACAGCCGUUCAUCCUGGGAAAGACGGCGUCGUACGAGUGGUCACCUUACGCACUGCGAAGCGAGAUGUCGUUUCCAGGUGUGUCAACAAACUUGCUCUGUUACCCGUACCAGAACAACCCGAACCCAAUCCAGCUGAUGAGCAGCCCGUUGGAGAACCGGUCACCGCAGUUCCUGAAAACAACCAAUGA
Uranotaenia lowii is the source of this 5046-nucleotide messenger RNA. RefSeq lists its product as uncharacterized. Gene Ontology annotation, molecular function: nucleic acid binding; zinc ion binding. Bases 1 to 5046 code for a protein of 1681 amino acids. Gene Ontology annotation, biological process: DNA integration. Lineage: Eukaryota; Metazoa; Arthropoda; Insecta; Diptera; Culicidae. The record is from RefSeq and is a predicted model, not a curated record. The transcript has 4 exons.